Osmerus eperlanus (European smelt) is the source of this 2687-nucleotide messenger RNA. Its product is annotated as cell adhesion molecule DSCAML1-like. Lineage: Eukaryota; Metazoa; Chordata; Actinopteri; Osmeriformes; Osmeridae. Gene Ontology annotation, biological process: homophilic cell-cell adhesion; dendrite self-avoidance; axon guidance. Gene Ontology annotation, cellular component: axon; plasma membrane. The record is from RefSeq and is a predicted model, not a curated record. Gene Ontology annotation, molecular function: cell-cell adhesion mediator activity.
AUGGAUGAGUCAGAAGCGGAUGACAAAACACACAAACUGUCAUGGUGGUCGGGGGUCGACACAGGUUUCAUGUCAGCUGGGGUCUCUGUGGAGCUGGGCUUUGCCUUUGAGUGGUACGAGUUUGCCCUGAUCCCCUCUCUAUCCCACUCCCCACUCCAGCCCCAGGGCCCUAAUCUAGGAGGGGUGGGCGGUAGUGGAGAAGGUCCUACUGCCCAGCCCCCCCCUAAGCUCUCAGGUGCCAGCCCCCAGCCAAGACCAUCCUGUCGUUCGGGUGGCACGGUGACCAGCCCCGUGGAUGAAGCGAGGUUCGUCUUCCCUGCAGCUCCGUUGGAGAGCCCGCCCCUCCUACUAUUAAAGUGGACUAAAGACAGUGAGGACUCGGCCAUCCCCGUGACUUCGGACGGCCAGCGUCAGACUAUCCAUGGCACGCUGGUGCUGCGCUCCGUCAAAGCCGAGGAUUCUGGGUACUACACCUGCACGGCCACAACACUCUGGGUUUCCGACACCAUCAUUGUCAACCUCCUGGUGCAAGUUCCUCCGGACCCUAGACUGACAGUCUCCACAACCUCCACCUCCUCCAUCACCCUGGCCUGGAUCCCAGGGGACAACGGAGGCAGCUCUAUCAGAGGCUUCGUGCUCCAGUACUCGGUGGACAACACGGAGGAGUGGCGCGACGUGUUCAUCAGCUCCAGCGAGCGCUCCUUCCGCCUGGACAACCUGCGCUGCGGCACCUGGUACAAGGUCAAGCUGGCCGCCAAGAACAGCGUGGGCUCCGGGCGCAUCAGCGAGAUCAUCGAGGCCAAGACCCACGGACGAGAGCCCGUGUUCAACAAGGACCAGCCCCUGCUCACCCACAUCAACUCCACCCACGCCGGCCUCAACCUCCAGGGCUGGACCAGCGGCGGCUGCCCCAUCACCGGCCUGCUGCUGGACUUCCGGCCCAAGGGCACGUGGGCGUGGCAGAGCGUGCGGGCCAACGCCACGGGCCAGCUGUUCCUCAGCGAGCUCCGAGAGGCCACCUGGUACGAGCUGAAGAUGAAGGCGUGCAACAGCGCCGGCUGCGGGAACCAGAGUUCGCAGUUCGCCACCACGGACUACGACGGCAGUACCAUCCCUCCCAUCAAGUCGGCCCGCGGGGAGGGGGACGACGUGAAGAAGCUGUUCUCCAUCGGCUCCCCCGUCAUCCUGGUCACCCUGGGGGUGGCCCUGCUCUUCAUCAUCCGCAAGAAGCGCAAGGAGAAGAGGCUGAAGAGGCUCCGGGACGCUAAGAGCCUCGCGGAGAUGCUUAUCAGUAAGAAUAAUCGGAGCAUGGACACACCGGUGAAAGGGCCCCAGCCAGGCCCACGGCUACACAUCGACAUCCCUCGAGUCCAGCUGCUCAUCGAGGACAAGGAGGGCAUCAAGCAGAUAGGUGAGGACAAGGCCGCGGUCCCAGUGACGGACACAGAGUUCAGCCAAUCGGUGAACCCACAGAGCUUCUGCACGGGCGUGUCCCUGCAUCACCCCGCCCUCAUCCAAAACACAGGGCCUUUGAUCGACAUGUCCGACAUCCGUCCAGGAACCAAUCCGGUCUCCAGGAAAAGCGUCAAGUCGGCGCACAGCUCGAGGAAUCGCUACUCCAGCCAGUGGACCCUCAGCCGCCCGGGCCAGAGCCAAUCGACGGCCUCGGCGCGAACCCUGACCUCCGACUGGCGCACCAUGGGGUCGCACGGCAUCACGGCCACCGAGAGCGACAGCUACAGCGCCAGCCUGUCCCAGGACACAGACAAGGGCCGCAACAGCAUGGUGUCGACGGAGAGCGCCUCGUCCACCUACGAGGAGCUGGCGCGGGCCUACGAGCACGCCAAGCUGGAGGAGCACCUGCAGCACGCCAAGUUCACCAUCACCGAGUGCUUCAUCUCCGACAGCUCCUCCGACCAGAUGACCACGGGCACCAACGACCCCGCUGACAGCAUGACCUCCCUCAGCACGCCGUCCGAGCCGGGCAUCUGCCGCUUCACCGCCUCGCCGCCCAAGCCGCAGGACUACGACCGCGGCAAGAACGUGGCCGUGCCCAUCCCCCACCGCGCCAACAAGAGUGAAUUCUGCAACCUGCCACUUUACAUGAAGACGGACCCCUUCUUCCGGAAGCAAGGGGAGCUCCACGACCCGUGCCCGGCCGUGCCGCCCCGAGAGGCCUCCAUCCGCAGCCUGGCGCAGCGGGCCUACCACACCCAGGGCCGCCACAUGACUCUGGACCCUUCCAAGCAGCAGGCCCUGACGCUGGGUCACUCCGGGCUGGGCAGCCUGGGGGUGAGCUCGGGUACGGCCACCCUGCCCCAGAGGACUCUCACCAUGCCCGGCUCCACCGCCGCGGCCACGGCCUCCACCUCCAGCACCAGCAGCAACCCCACCAACAGCAACAAGAUGGGGGGCUCCAGAGACUCGCUGCUGGAGAACAGCUCGUCGGCGCUGGGCAGACUGCAGAAGCAAGGCGUGGGGGCCUACUCCAAGUCGUACACGCUGGUGUAGAGCUCGGACGGCCCCCUCACCUCACCCCCCCCCCCCCCCCCCCCGUCUCACACACACCCCACCCCUCAACCUGCUCUCACGGACUACGCUCCCCGUCUGGACCCCCUACCCCACCCCCCAUUCCCCAACCCCACACCCCCCGCCAAACCCCAGCCCAGCUCCGGGGGCUCCUAACC